This is a messenger RNA of Truncatella angustata, 1002 nucleotides long. Its product is annotated as kinase-like domain-containing protein. Gene Ontology annotation, cellular component: cytoplasm; nucleus. Bases 1 to 1002 code for a protein of 333 amino acids. NCBI's taxonomy places the organism in Eukaryota, Fungi, Ascomycota, Sordariomycetes, Amphisphaeriales, Sporocadaceae. Gene Ontology annotation, biological process: protein phosphorylation. The record is from RefSeq and is a predicted model, not a curated record. Gene Ontology annotation, molecular function: ATP binding; cyclin-dependent protein serine/threonine kinase activity. The transcript is spliced from 2 exons.
AUGGACGCAAAGAGACACCCCAGCUCCUUUCAGCAGCUGGAGAAGCUGGGAGAAGGCACUUAUGCUACCGUCUUCAAGGGCCGGAACCGGCAGACAGGUGAGCUCGUUGCCUUGAAGGAGAUCCAUCUCGACUCGGAAGAGGGCACCCCUUCGACCGCCAUUCGAGAAAUCUCUCUCAUGAAAGAGCUCAAGCACGAGAACAUUGUGGCAUUACAUGACGUUAUCCAUACAGAGAACAAGCUCAUGUUGGUCUUCGAAUACAUGGAUGGCGACCUGAAGAAGUACAUGGACACCCACGGAGACCGCGGCGCUCUGAAGCCAAUGACAAUCAAGUCUUUCAUGUACCAACUCCUCAAGGGCAUCGAUUUCUGCCACCAGAACAGAGUCCUGCAUCGGGACCUGAAGCCUCAGAACCUCCUGAUUAGUCCUAAGGGUGUAUUGAAGCUUGGCGAUUUUGGCCUGGCUCGUGCCUUUGGAAUUCCAGUCAACACGUUUUCCAACGAGGUCGUCACCCUCUGGUAUCGCGCCCCAGAUGUCUUGCUUGGAAGUAGGACUUACAACACAAGCAUUGAUAUCUGGUCGGCGGGAUGUAUCAUGGCCGAGAUGUACACCGGUCGCCCUUUAUUCCCCGGAACGACAAACGAGGACCAGAUUGUCCGUAUUUUCCGCAUCAUGGGCACACCCACCGAAAGAACUUGGCCUGGUAUAACUCAGUUUGCCGAGUACAAGCCAAACUUCCAGAUGUAUGCCACUCAGAACCUGCAGUCUAUCCUCCCGCAGAUCGACCAGCUGGGCAUCGACCUCCUGCAAAGAAUGUUGGUUCUUCGUCCCGAGCAUAGAAUCAGUGCCCAUGAUGCUCUUCAGCACCCUUGGUUCAAUGACAUUGUCAUGCAGCAACAAAUGCAACAGCAACAGCAACAGCAGCAGCUGCACGCCCAAUCUAGAGGGUAUGCGGCACAGGACUCGGUUCCAUCACAAGCGGCUUACAAUAGUGGUUAUUAG